Messenger RNA from Desarmillaria tabescens, 1539 nucleotides. RefSeq names its product aldehyde dehydrogenase. NCBI's taxonomy places the organism in Eukaryota, Fungi, Basidiomycota, Agaricomycetes, Agaricales, Physalacriaceae. The coding region runs from base 1 to 1539 and encodes 512 amino acids. The transcript has 12 exons. The record is from RefSeq and is a predicted model, not a curated record. Gene Ontology annotation, molecular function: aldehyde dehydrogenase (NAD+) activity.
AUGUUUCACGCGGCGCGAUAUGGUCCUUAUCCUCCCUUGAACACAGAAAAUUCAACGGUUGACCGGGAAGAGUUCAUUGUGUUCAAUCCUGCCAAUGGACAAGAGCUUUCCAGGAUUUGGACUACAUCUCAAGACGAAGUGGAAACAGCAAUUAAUCGCGCCCAGAAAGCAUUUGACUCCGGAUUGUGGUCAAAAGCUUCAUCAUUUACCAGGGCCAAAGUCUUGACAAACCUUGCCCGCAUUUUGGGAUCCCGUCUUCCUGAGAUGGCGACAAUAGAAUCGCUUCAGACAGGGAGAACAAUAAGGGAGAUGCGUGCACAAUUAGGACGCUUACCUGAAUGGAUCGACUAUUAUGCUGCUCUGCUUCGUACAAGUCAAGGUUUCGUUGCGCCAACACAAGGUCCCCUUCUUAACUAUGUCCAACGCAUCCCCCUGGGGGUAGUCGCUCAGAUAACCCCUUUCAACCACCCUCUGUUGAUCGCCAUAAAGAAGAUCGCACCAGCAUUGGCCGCGGGCAAUAGUGUCAUUGUGAAGCCAUCUGAGUGGGCACCAAUUACUGUCCUUGAGUUUGCCAAAAUGGCUGAGGAAGCAGGCGUGCCUGCUGGUGUAUUAACUGUGCUUCCUGGUUUUGGGCAAACUACUGGAAAAGCACUCAUCAGUAAUCCUUUGAUUCGCAAAGUGGACGUCACUGCAGGUACGCAAACUGGACGUGCAAUGGGCAGUAUCGUUGGCUCCAAUCUCGCGUCCUUCACUGCAGAGCUCGGAGGAAAGACUGCAAUCGUCAUUUUUGAUGACGCAGAUCUUGUUUCUGCGGUUAACGGCGCAGUCUUCGCUUCAUUUGUUGCCUCAGGCCAGACAUGUGUGUCAGGUGCUCGGUUGAUAAUACAAGACGGUAUCUACGAUGAUUUCAUGGAUCUCUUCCUGAAAAAAGUAGAAAGCAUUCAUAGGCGUAUGGGUGAUCCCAUAAAUCCAAAAUCUACAAUGGGCACGGUUAUAUCUCCUCAGAGCCUUAACCGCAUUGAGGGUAUGAUGUCGCGUACAAAAGGCAAAGUCUUAAUAGGCGGUCAAAGGAUGACCGGUAAAUCUGAGUUGGAUAACUUCGACUUCUCACAAGGAAGCUUCUUCCCGCCCACAGUAGUCGUUGACAUCGAUACCAGUGAUGAACUGUGGGCAGAAGAAGUCUUCGGUCCUGUAGUAGUUGUGAACCGGUUUUCUACGGAAGUAAAUGGUAUUAUGCUGGCUAAUGCGUGCAAAUACGGUCUUGGGGCCGGCAUCUGGACCUCUAAUCUUUCCAGGGCGCAUCGCGUGGCCGCUGACAUCCAGACUGGGCUUUGCUGGGUCAAUACCCACCAUCGUAACGACCCAAGUUCACCGUGGGGAGGAAUGAAAGAAAGCGGCAUUGGCAGAGAAAACGGUCUUGAAGCCUUCGAAUCAUAUUCUCAGAGUAAAUCUACCAUUGUGAACAUUGCACCAGCAGAGGCAACAAGAAUAAACGAUGACUGGUUCUCUGAAGAACCGGAAGGAAAGCGGUACGGUUGA